AAAUGAGGGUAAUUGAAACUAACAAUAGUUUGACCAGAUAAAGAGUUUGAUAUUGGACAAAUUCGUAUCACAACCAUUCCAAUUAUAUUACAAAGAUGAAGCCAGUUGUGUCUACAGGUCAAGCCUACUGCUGUACUGUGUUGUCGGCAUUUGCUAUUGUUAUAUUGUCAUUCAUUGGUUAUUUAUUUAAAAUUGGACAUGAGUCCAUGAUGGGUUCAAUUGAUGAUCCUGAAAAUGGUGAAGAAGUGGCUAAGACUGUGUUUGGAGCUGUGUUUGUUUACUUGGCUUUCUUCGUAUUCUGUGGUUUACAAGUAUACUUGAUUAGAAGACAAGAUAGAAUCCAAUUGUGAAAUGGGUGAUGCUGUGUUCAUACUCCAAUCAAUCCCAUAAAAAUCAUCCCAAAAUCUUCUUCAACCCAAAGUCAUUUUAUUUCAAUUCUUUCUUUACAAUGUUCAUUUUAUCAUAAUUUU
This is a messenger RNA of Scheffersomyces coipomensis, 470 nucleotides long. RefSeq lists its product as uncharacterized. Bases 96 to 350 code for a protein of 84 amino acids. Gene Ontology annotation, molecular function: RNA endonuclease activity. Lineage: Eukaryota; Fungi; Ascomycota; Pichiomycetes; Serinales; Debaryomycetaceae. Gene Ontology annotation, biological process: nucleic acid metabolic process. The transcript has a single exon. The record is from RefSeq and is a predicted model, not a curated record.